AUGAAUGUUUAAAACUCUAUGGAUUAAUUUUCAGAAAAUUAAAGUUCUAUUUCUGAUAUUUCUGCUAAGUAGCAAUAUAACUUUUAAAAAUUGAAGUAGCAUUCAGAUUUUUUAGCUAAUUUUGUUAGGGAUAAUAAUAUUUCAUUAAAUGAUAAUCCUUCAGUAGAAUCAAAAAUUAUGGAAACACCUUAGCGAUCAGAUAUUGUUGGAAUCAAAUAAGGAUAGAUUAAAUCCUAUAUUACAUCACCUCCUUCUUAAAGAACUUACUAAGAAGGAAAUAGAAAUAUAUAAAAUUUAAUCAAGGAAGAAACAGAUUAACGUUAUCAUGAUAUCAUUAAUUAAAAGAGUUCAAAUAAGAUAAAAAAAUAUGAGCAAUAAGAUGAUAGUAGUAGAAAUUCUUAUUAAUUUUAGAAAUAAAGGGAAUAGAAUGAUUUAUAAAACUCAAGUGAUACCAAACUCAAAGAGAAUAUUCAACAGAAAGACUAUCAAGAGGAUAAUUACGAAAAUGAAGAUGAUUAUCAUUCGAAGGGUCAUAGAGUGAUUAAUACAAUAGACAAUAUCUUUAACAAAAUGAAAACAAAAUAUAAAAUGGAUUUUUCUUUGAAGGAAAUCCAAAAACAUUUAAAUAUUCCUGACUCAACUGCAGGUAACUCUGCUAAUUCAAGCAGAUAAAAUUUUGAAUCAAAUUCUUAAGGUGAUAUUACACUAAGCUAACUAAACUAAAACCAGAGAUUACUACAAAUAUAAGAUUUUUCUGGCUUUGACUAUGAAACUAAUCCAGAUUCAAUAGUUCAAAAAAUAAAAAACAAAGUGCUAAGCAGAUAAGGAAAUUAAUUUGAUAUAUAGUAAGAAUAGGUAAAAUAUAAUAGUAAUCAGGCAUAGACAACUCAAGAAUUUAAAGAAAAGCUAAUUGAGAAUAAAAAAAAUGAAAUAAAAAAACGUCUUUCACCUUCAAGAGUUUAAAACAAAAAUUCUAUAAAUUAAAUAGAUGAGCAUGAUGCUGAUAUGGAAAUAGAAAGAAUAAAAACUAGAAUUUUUAACAGAAAUUCAGAAACUAAAAAGACAGAAGAAUCACCUUAAAAAAUUGAAUAAGUUCCAAAUAAAAUAGAUAACCAAAAAAUUUAAGAAAUUGAUUCUAAAGCAACCAAAAAAAUUAAUAAGAAACAUCCAAUUUACAAUUCAAGUGAUAGCAGUGAAGAAGAUGCGAAGAAUCCUAAAAAUUCAAUAAAUUCAUAAUAAAAAACCAGCAAGAAAAUAAAUAAUUAAGAUUAUUUUAAAAAUAAAAAUGACAAACUCAUCUAUGAUGAAGAGGUAGAAAAUAAAAAAAACUAAAAAAAUGUUAUCCCAACAAAAGAAAAUAAUAUGAAAAAUGAAUAAGUUAAAAAUAAAAAAAUGGAAAAACAUGAAGACGAAAGCUUAAAGGCAUUAGAAUAAAUUUCAUAAAAUAAAAUUAAUUUUAAAGAAAACAUAAAAAAACUAAAACAAAUAUUUAAAAAUAACUUUGAUCUAUAAAAGUGCAAGGAUGAUGAUGAAGAAGAAGCUUAACAUUAAAUUGAUAAAUAAAAUUAGAAUUUUAAAAAUUAUAACUAAAUUCAAUAGUACUAAUAGGGAAGAGAUAGUGAAUUAGAGUACUCACAAGAUCAUUAAAAUUUCUUUUAUGAUGAAGAUACAGUGACUACCAAAGAACAUAUUGUGAUAAAUGAUUAAUCUGAGAAUUUUAUUGGCAAAAGAAAACCAUAAAGUUAUAACCAAUAAUUUGGAGUUGAUAAUGAUGAAAUUGCUGAUAUGGAUAGCGAAGUAUUUAAUAUAUCUCCAGAUCACCAUCCGCAAAAUGACCAUCAUUUAAAUAGUAUUCCAGAUGAAAAUCAUACUAUCAGUAUAUUUAAUGAAAACUAGUCUCUUUAAGCUAGUUUUCUUGAACAAAGCAUAUUUUAGAAGAGCCCCAGAUAAUCACAAGCGGCACAUUAUAAUAAUAAUAACACAUUUUCACAACAAAUAAAUAAAAGAGCCAAUUAAGGUAGUUCCCCUUCACCUAUACUAAAUACUUAGAUUUAAGGCCAGAUUUUAUAAGACAGUUUUCAGAAAAAUCCACAAAACUAUCGCUAAAAUAAUUAAAAAACUAUAAAUUAACCACAUACCUAAAAUAUUUAAAGCUAAUCUGAAACAUCUUUAUCAUAAAAUAAAAUAAACUAAGGAUAAAUAAAUAAUUCAGUAAUUAACAAAACUUAGAAUUAUGUACAAUCAGAUUUAUAAUCUAGCUAUCAACAUAAUAAUGCUUCAAAUCUCAGUUAUAGUCAAUCCAUGCAUGAACAGUCUUAAAUAUAUUAGAACGAGCAAAAAAAAUAUCAAAACGAUUAGUAAUACUAGAAUUAUACUUUAGGUGAGAGAAUAUUACCAUUAAUAGAAGAGGAGGAUGAAAGACUAUAAAAAAUAUAUGAAACUGAUCCAAUCUUGCAAAAACUGCACCAAGAAAAAAGUGGUCUAGAAUUUGAAUUAAGCAAAUGGGAAAAUAUAUUGCAAGAACUUAAUAGAUAAUCUAACCAUCUUUAAUGA
Messenger RNA from Tetrahymena thermophila SB210, 2553 nucleotides. RefSeq lists its product as hypothetical. NCBI's taxonomy places the organism in Eukaryota, Ciliophora, Oligohymenophorea, Hymenostomatida, Tetrahymenidae. The transcript has 4 exons. The record is from RefSeq and is a predicted model, not a curated record.